Molecule: messenger RNA, 4283 nt
Organism: Cajanus cajan (pigeon pea)
Lineage: Eukaryota; Viridiplantae; Streptophyta; Magnoliopsida; Fabales; Fabaceae
Product: protein LONGIFOLIA 1
Biological process (GO): regulation of monopolar cell growth
Source: RefSeq, a predicted model, not a curated record
UAUACAACAUGCACUCACCUCUCUCUUACGUAAUCUAAUUAUAAAAUCCAUCACUAGGACUUAUUUAUUCAUAGGAGCCAAUUUUUCAACACUUACCCUCUUCAUAGUUCAUAUACACACACCAUUACACACACUUUAGCCUCCUCCUCUGCAAGAGAAAGAUAAAAAUAUUCCUCUGCUCAGUUAAACAAACGAAAACAUCUCUUCUUGGGUCUCUCAAACUUCCCUCUUCUUUGUGCUUCAUCCCUUUGGAAUUGCUUGCUUUUCACUUCUUUUUGUUCCUUCUGCUUUUGCAGCGGAUAUAUUCUCAUCUCUGCUAUGUGAAAAUCCAACAUCCAACAUCCAAUUCAUGCAGUUUUAUGUUUUGUUUAUCUCUUUGUUCCAUUCAAGGUCAUUGGACAUUCUCUUCACAUCCACACACACAUGUAAUGUAAUGUAACACAUAUAAGCAUGAAAUUUGCAUGACCGAGUCUUGUUCAUACUGCUUAAUGCAAGUUCUAGUCAUUGCACCAAUAUCAUCAAUUUAUCAUUUUUUUAGAAUCUUCUCUGAACCUGAAGGCCAAUUCCUCCUUCAUAGCCUGUGUCAGAACCAUUAAGCGUGGAUCCAAAACAUGAAAAGCCAGAAGCUAAUAUAUGUAGCUUCUCCUUUGACGUGAGUCUUGGAGGCAAAAUUUGACUGACUCAACGUAGUUCCAAACACACACCGAAUUACCUUAACAUAUUUCAAAUUAUUUUAUCCCAAAACAAAAGGUCUUUGAUUUCUUCUACCUUCUUUGUGUGAGGGAGAAUGGUAGUUACAUAAGUGAGGCCUUGUGAACUCUCAAAAGUUGAAGGUGGCAAAAGAGAAUGUCUAGAAAGGUUUUGACAUCAAUGAAGGAUGAAAAUCCAGAUUUGCAUAAGCAAAUUGGGUGCAUCAGUGGGUUUUUUCAGCUGUUUGAUCGCCACAGGUUCCUCACAGGCCAACGCAGUUGCAGCAACAAUCAGAACACACCAACUAAAGAUGGAACCAACAACCACAUCAAAGAGCUGAAUAAUGCAACUCAAAAGGCAACGGCAAAUAAUGUGAAGGUUGCAAGAGAGAAUCAACAAUUCUCCACAGAAUCAUCAGGAACUUCAAUGUCUUCAUCGUCUCGUUCAUCUAGCAUGUCAUCCCUUGAGUUUAACAGAACAAUUCAUAUAGAACCACCAUCCAUCAGUCAAAUCAAAAUUCCAGAAAACUCUAAUUCAGCAGCAGCAGCAAUGAAGCAAGGCAACCAAGGCCAUCAAUCCCUUGAUUUCUAUGAUAUUGUCAAAGAAUCAAUGCAUAGAGAUGUUCAUGGAUUGUCAGUGAGAACUGUGGCUAAAGAGGAAAAGAAGGGUCGUAUCUUGAAAUACAUUGACUCUCCAAGGCCUUUGGAGUCUCCAAAAUCUGUCAAUACAAGAGUUAUGGCUGCUUGGGAUUCUCCAAGACUCUCUUAUGAUGGGAGGGAUACACAAGACACAUUCAAAUCUGCUACAAAGCCUAGGGAACUUCCAAGGCUUUCCUUGGAUAGCAGAGAAGGGUCCAUCAAAAGCUUCAAUGAAGGAACAAAAUCUCGCAGCCUUUUAAAGGGUCCACAGAAAGGGUAUGGUAGCUCAAGCACAAUGCUUAAGCAGCUGCAGGAAGCAGAAACUUCUAGAAGACCAUCCAGUGUUGUAGCAAGGUUAAUGGGACUAGAAGCCUUCCCAGACUGUGCACAAACUUGUGAUACUCCAAGAGGGAUCUCUGGCUGCCCCACCAACAAAAAUGAGACCUUUGCAGAUAGUAAGUACGAGCUGCACCAAGGUGAAGCAUCCCUGAGAACAAACAAGGGGUCUACCUUGCAUGAGUCUAGGAGGGAUGCUUCAAUCCUGAACAUGACACCACAUUCACGGUUUUCCCUCGAACCAACUCCAUGGAGGCAACCUGAAGCAAGCAAAGGUUCUCAAUUACAGGCUUCCAAGAGAAGUGAAUCUUCUGCAAAAGCAUCAAACCUGUCCCUCUCUGUAUAUGGGGAAAUUGAAAAGAGGAUAGCAGAUCUAGAGUUCAAAAAUUCUGGAAAGGAUCUCAGAGCCCUUAAACAGAUUCUUGAUGCAAUGCAGAGAUAUAAAGAAUCAUUAGAUACAAAAACAGAUCAGGCUUCAAAUUUUCCGUCCGACAAUAGGAGUAAUAGCAGUCUCAGUGAAACCUCAAUUUUACAAAGCCCAAGAAUGCGACAGAAGGACCCAACAUCCACCACUCUUGAGAUGUCAAAUUCAAGCCAGUGUAGUAAAUCACCAAUUUUCAUCAUGAAACCAGCGAAAGCUACAAGAAAAACCAAUAAUCCUGCCUUCACAGAAAUGUCAUUGCAUGGUAAAUCAAGCCCCAACAAGUUUAGCCCUGGUAACCCUGCAAAUGGAAUAUUGGUUGACAAGCUUGACAGGCAAACAGCAAAAGGUAUCAGUCAAGCAAUCAGACAUGCCAAGAAUCCCAUCAGCCAACCCUUUCAUUCAGUGGAUAAGAGUAGUAAGAUGAAAACUUCAAAAUUGAUGCAAUCCUCAAAAGUUCCUCAAAUUAAUGGAGAAAAUGCCACCAACUCUUGCAAUACAGCAGAGGCUAGGAGCCCAAGACUACAAAAGAAGUUUGGUUUGGAGAAGCGUUCUCUGCCAACUAGCCCAUCAUCAGAUUCCAGCAAUAACAGAAGACAACACAAUAGGCAAUCAGUGGAAUUGUCUUCCCCAAGUACAACACCCAGAAAAAAGUCCUCUACUUUGCAGAAAAAAAAUGAACAUUUCAGUGAUAUCAGCAAUCAAAGGAGGGAUUUUAAGCAUGAAGUUGAUGUUUUUUCACCAGAUUUUGGCAGUAAGAGAAGCAUGGACUCAUACAGCCGUGAUGUAGAAAUCAUUCACAUUGAUCAUUCUGAUAAGAUCAUUGGCAACUCCAUCCAGCUAAAAAGCCUAGAUCAAAAUAAUGCGGGAAAAGAUCUGAGCCAGGAAAGCUUUAUGGCUGAGAAAAUAAUUACGGCAGAACAACCAAGUCCUGUGUCUGUUCUUGAUGCCGCUUUCUACAGAGAAGAACCACCUUCUCCAGUUAAAAAGAAAUCAGACAUCUCAAAAGAUUUAGAUGAAGCUCUGAAUACUUAUGAUAGUAGUGAGGAGAACUCAGAAGACCUUCCUCUUUCAUCCAACAGUGCAAAAGCCAACUUCAGUAGUGGAAUUAAUGAUACUUACUUGAAAACUCAAAAUUUGGUCCAAUUUCUUCAACAAAUUGACUACAAUGAUGAGAGAUUGACCAAUUUCAGAGAUGAUAAAGAUCCAGACCAUAAAUAUGUAUCAGAAAUACUGUUAGCAUCAGGGCUACUCAGCAAUCCAAGCUCUAACCAGGUUUUUCAUUCAUCAAGCUAUCCUAUAAACCCAAAGUUGUUCCUUGCACUAGAGCAAAUCAAGACAAACAAAAUGGGUUUCGAUAUUGAAAACAAUGCCAAGAAGAUUGCUGGGCUGCAUAGUCCUGAUCAAAUGCAAAGAAAGCUGAUAUUUGAUGUCAUUAAUGACAUUCUAGCUCAGAAACUAAUAUUUGAAAGUACUACUCUGUGGUGCCAACCAGAUCAGCCAGCAGGUAGAAAACUAAGAGGACAGCUGCUUUUGGAUGAGCUUUGCACAGAAAUUGAUAAAUUACAGCAUAGAAAUAGGAAUGUCAACCUGGAUAAUGAGGAUGAGAAUUUGGCAAAUCUCCUGUGGGAAGAGAUUAUGCACUGCCCCACAAUUUACACAAAAAGUUACAGUGCAAUACCAGAUGUCGUGCUGGAUAUUGAAAGGUUGAUCUUCAAAGAUUUGAUAACUGAAGUUGUGAGAAGUGAACUAGCUAACCAUUCUGGUAAGCAUUGCAGACAACUGCUGUUUCCCAAGUAGGACUUCUGGCUAAUCAGUUUAAGAAAUAAUUUUCAUCCUUAAUCUGUCAACUUUCUUUUCUACCUAUACUUAUACGUUAAGAUGGAGGAAGGGGGGAUAAGCUAAUUUAUAGACAUUUUAAAUUUUAUUUCCUAUCUAAACUCAUGAGCAUUAAUGUCUACAAUAAUCUUUUUGCAUGUAUUUAUAGUGUAUGUUGACUAAAUACAUGUAAAGAAUAAGAUAAAUGUAUAUAUCAAUGACAUGAUACUUUUAAGUUCAAUUACAGCUGUUUUAAGUUCACCAUAGUAAGAUCCCUUUUUCUGUAUAUCUACAGUGAUAUUCAUAUUAUUGUGGGCCAUUUGAAGACAGUUAAUAUUCAUAAACCAGCACAUGUGUUACCUGCUUUUAGCAAAUUUUCA